Messenger RNA from Saccostrea echinata, 866 nucleotides. RefSeq lists its product as uncharacterized. The transcript has 2 exons. The record is from RefSeq and is a predicted model, not a curated record. NCBI's taxonomy places the organism in Eukaryota, Metazoa, Mollusca, Bivalvia, Ostreida, Ostreidae. The coding region runs from base 79 to 813 and encodes 244 amino acids.
GGAUGCCAUGAUCAGAUAUAUGCAUCCAAGCCUUCUUCAUUUGUGUUUACUUAGUUCAGUAUACAAAGUUUGCUAGCGAUGAGAGCCUCAAAGAGCGAUCCACUUUGUUAUGACAACCAAGGGAAAUCCGUAACUGUAACUGAUCAAAAGAAUCGUGUGAGUAAGACCCCAAAUGGAAAGAAAAACCCACAGUGCGAAGGUAUUGUACAGCGAAAAAUGGAGGAGAAAUACUGCAGCCUAUUGGCUGAAUACAGGCGAGUACAGCAACAGGAAUCGGUUCUCAGAAACAACAUGGCGCUCCUGAGGGCGGAACUGAUUCUCUGUCAAACACAGAAGUAUCACAGAGGGCUGCAAGAUUUAGGAAGGAUAACAUUAGAUCCCAUUGAAAUCCGGAGGAUUGAUUCUAAGCGGUCCAGAUAUCAGUGUAACCAAGUGAAGCGACCUUAUAUUGUACAGAAAUACACUUCAGAGCUCGGCGGCGGUGCUUUGAGGCGCAUUCCGAGAAACUUCUCCAAGUUAAGAUAUACCUUACCUACUAUCGUAAAAGAAAAUUCUACAAUCAAAUCAAAGAUAAUGACAUCGAACAACGAAGGGAAUACUAAAAUGAGUGAAGUCAGCAAGGGUCUGGCGAACAAGAAAGAAUCGUCUAACGAUAAGUGCUCCUGUUCAAACUGCAUAAAUUUCCCCCCAACUGUUGUACGUCCUCCCCGAAUAUUGAUAAUCAAGAAAUCGCCCCAAGUUUACAAAACUAAUUAUAGACUUCAAAAGCAUUCUUUUCCACCAAUUCAAGAGAAGGAAAAAUCAAAUGUGUAAUUACAAUAUGACUUUAAAGUAAAUAAUAAAGUUCAAAUCGUUGAUAAAGUAAG